Messenger RNA from Linepithema humile (Argentine ant), 1758 nucleotides. RefSeq lists its product as uncharacterized. The record is from RefSeq and is a predicted model, not a curated record. Lineage: Eukaryota; Metazoa; Arthropoda; Insecta; Hymenoptera; Formicidae.
CCGUGGACAACUGUGCGGUAGUAAUCACAGUCGCUUCGAACAGUCAACGACACUCGCGAGGUCCGCAGGUGGACACAACAGAUUACAAUGAUACGUUUAUCGGCUAUGUACCCAUUAAUCUUUCUGCUGGCUGGAGCUAACGCUGGAGCCGGUAUUGGCGAGGCUUGGCAAGUUACGCCGCAAAUGAAAUCCGUCUACAUGGAUCGUCCGUUUCGGCCACGAUUGGAAUCUUCAGCACUCGACGUUCGCACUGUAAGCGGAGUAGGCCGUUUGGUUCCAUUUGAUGAAUCGAAAAACAGUCAAAAGCGUCCGGAGCUUACUACAUCGAGUUUCGUGGAACCGAAUGCUCUUUCAAAUAUCGAAAAAGCUCGCGAGAACAGAAACCUCGAACAUUUCCGAAAACUCUUAGAAGAUUCGUCUUACGGUGAUGGCGAGACCGAAGAGGAUAUCGAAAACGACACUGCACCUAUUCGAAAGGCGCUCAAGAAGGCACUUAUGAUGAGAAUUCUCCGCGCGGACAAAGAGGAUGAUGACGAUGACGAGGAAGAAAUUGUGAAUGAGACGACAGGAAUCGUGCAACGUAUUCGCAGACAGACGGACAACGAGACGAGCAUGGAGAAGAUUUCAACGACGAAGAGCGUGCGGGAGGCUCGUCUGAAUUCCCCUGAGACAUGGUCGAGUUCGGUGCAGCCGAUCUCAGUAGAGUUUCGUCAUCGUAUACCCUUGCACCAAGUGAUCCAGCAGCAACAAGAGGAAGAGGAGGCCGCGCUAUCCAACAAUUACCGAAGACAUCAGGCGCCGCGGGCGGAUUUCGUGACCGGACAGCAUCAUCGACGCAGCUACCCGGAGUACCGCGAGUCCAGGGAUAUGCCGGUUACCAAAAACUAUUACGACGACUACGAGCAAACGUCCUGGUACAGAAAUGCGAUACGCGAGCGGGAUUAUGAGUAUCCAUCGUACCGUCGAGGAUACAGCUAUCAGUAUCCGGAUCGCUACCGGAUGGAGAGAGACUACUACAUGCGCCUGCCCAACGAUCAGUACUAUUACGAUCGCUACGAUCGUUACAGGGAGGACGACUUGGAUCUUUACGGCAGAAGCCGAUCUACGCCGAAACCCAGGCGCAUCAUUUACUACGCUACUCUGCCGGAAAUCACGAGGAAACCGGUGGACCUGAGAAACUAUCCACGACCCUACGAUACCGCGGGAACAGUCAGAGCGCCCGUCACGCGGGACGACAAUUACAAGCGCGUGCCCGGUAAUGUCGAUCCUAGUCGAUACCGCUAUAACAAACAGUCGUAUGGCAGCUAUGAUCCCUACGCGAAGCGAUCGAGCUACUACGGAUACAACGAUCGCCCGUACGGAUACAACGAGGGCGAUUUGCGGCGGGUCAGAGUGUCGACGAAAGAGAGUCUGAAGAACGACGGAUUUGGCGCGAGUAGCGAGCGGAAGGUGAGCAAUUUAAUCACGAUCAGGGACGAUGACGGUAAGCUGCCUUGGCCAGUGCAGAUCGGCACCGAGGUCAACAUCAAGGAAGAUGAAAGGAUUCCCGGCCGGAAGAUCUUCGGCGACUCGAAUGGUGGCUACGACAGAUUCCAGAGCGCACAACUACAGAAAGCGCCAGACGCCACGGGAUCCAGCGAACUCCAGAGCAAUAAUUAAUACAUUUAGCGCCAUAUAUGUCCAUUUAUACAUAUAAAAAAAAGUAAAACUUUAGUUUGCUUCGAGGAACUAAAUAACCGAUGGUUCCAAUGUCAUCAA